Molecule: messenger RNA, 2643 nt
Organism: Cylicocyclus nassatus
Lineage: Eukaryota; Metazoa; Nematoda; Chromadorea; Rhabditida; Strongylidae
Source: the annotation of a GenBank genome assembly
AUGCUUAAAGCUCUGAAGGAGGUGCUAGGAGAGAUCAACACGAAGCUGGCUGCUGUGAAUGAUGAGCUGAACGCAAAAAUGGCUGAAAGUGUGAAUAAUACACGACCAGCUCAACAGGCUCAAUAUUGUGGACCGUACAAGUUGGAGAAAACCCUUGGGAAAGGGCAAACUGGUCUGGUUAAGACGGGAACACAUUGUAUUACGGGACGGAAGGUUGCGAUCAAAAUUGUUAAUAAGGAAAAACUAAGCGAAUCUGUCUUGCAAAAGGUGGAGAGAGAAAUAGCGAUUAUGAAGCUGAUAGAACAUCCGCAUGUAUUACACCUGUAUGACGUUUAUGAAAACAAGAAAUAUUUAUAUUUACUGCUCGAGCAUGUUAGCGGCGGUGAACUCUUUGACUAUCUCGUCCGGAAAGGUCGAUUAAUGUCGAAAGAAGCACGGAAGUUUUUUCGGCAAAUAAUAUCCGCGUUGGAUUUCUGUCACGCACACAAUAUAUGUCAUCGUGAUUUGAAACCGGAAAAUCUGCUGCUCGAUGAGAGAAAUAACAUCAAAGUGGCCGAUUUCGGAAUGGCUUCGCUGCAAGUCGAAGGCUCCAUGUUGGAAACAAGCUGCGGAUCACCCCACUAUGCAUGUCCAGAAGUUAUAAGGGGAGAAAAGUAUGAUGGUCGAAAAGCGGACGUGUGGAGCUGUGGUGUUAUUUUAUACGCCUUGUUAGUGGGAGCUCUCCCAUUCGAUGACGAUAAUCUUCGAAAUCUAUUAGAAAAAGUCAAGAAAGGAGUUUUCCACAUCCCUCACUUCGUUCCAGCUGACGUGCAAAGCCUUCUGCGCGCCAUGAUUGAGGUGGAUCCAGCCAAGCGAUACUCGUUGGCAGAUGUAUUCCGUCAUCCGUGGGUAGCCGGAACCGCAAAGAGCGAACCGGAACUCGAACUGCCAAUGUCACAAGUUGUCCAGACGCAUGUUAUCCCGAACGAGGAGAGUAUCGAUCCGGAUGUAUUUCGACACAUGAAUAGCCUGGGAUGUUUCAAGGACAAACAAAAGUUGAUAAAUGAACUACUUUCAACAAGGCACAAUACGGAAAAGAUGGUCUACUUUCUUCUUCUUGACCGAAAAAGGCGACGUCCUGCUCAAGAAGAUGAGACAGAGAUUGUUUUGCGGGGAAAUACGCAAAACAACGAUCCUCCCAAAAAGCGAACAGAUUCAGCGAGAGCUAACCGCUACGCCGUCGGCAGUAUAGCCGAUGGUAGCCCUAUAAAUCCGCGAAAGACAUAUGGGCGACACCGAUCAGGUCGACACAGUAGCCUUGGGGGCUCACCAACGGAAUCACCGCGGUCGUCGUCUAGGGAUCUCUUUUCCAGCUGUAACAGUGGGGCCUACUCUGCCCGUACUCAAGAAGAUAGGAGUCGAUCAUCUGCCAGAAAUACUAAUAAUUACCACUACUACACCCAACCGGUUGAUCCUCAGACUUUGGCUGAAGCUGCUCGUCAUGUGCGAGCAGUGCGGCAAGAGCAGGAACGACGCGAAAGCCGCGACGCUCGCGAGAAUCGCCCGAGUCGUGACAGCGGCAACGGUCGCGACAGACCGGAGAGCCGAGAAUCACCUAGGAGCGAUGUUGUGCCCGAGGCAACAAAAUGCCCGUCUCCACCGAAAAUGUCGGACUCGAUCAUCAGCACUGGCCUUGGUUCCACGACUUCCUCCACGAACAGUUUGUUGACCGGAGGAAGUAGUCAAGCAAGCCUGAACACUUCUUCGGGUCCAUGGAAGUCGAAGCUCACAAACAUCAAGAACUCUUUCCUUGGCACUCCACGAUUUCAUCGAAGAAAGAUGUCAAAUGGAACUGCUGAAAGUGAUGGCGAAGACAGCCAUAUGAUUGAUACUACUGAUUUGGUGAAGAAAUCGUGGUUUGGUUCAUUGACGUCGAGCAUCAGCGUGGAAAGAGAAGACACUCACUGUGUGCCAGUGCAAGGCAAAACUUUAAACGCCAUAAAAGCCGAGCUCAUUCGCGCAUUCCUCACGAUUCAUGAGCUUAGCCACUGCGUUGUGGGUCAGAACUGCUUCCGUGUCGAAUACAAGCGCGGCCCCACUGUAGGUGGUGGAGUGUUCAGCAGAGGAGUCAAAAUGAACGUGGAUAUUGUAUCGUCACCACAGCAGGUGGUAGUAAUGGCAGGCGAAUCGCCUACAUAUGUCGUCCAAUUCGUCUUGUUGGCAGGACCGGUGCGAAGAUUCAAACGCCUUGUCGAACAUCUAUCAUCUAUAUUGCAAAGUUCUACGCAACAGCGAGCUGAACGAGCGCAGCAGGCGGCACUUAUGGUCAGGCCUCGCAGGCUAUCGGAUUCCAGCGUCAGCAGCGCUUGCUCGGACACCGAAAGCAAUGCCAGCAUGAACAUUCUAGGACGAACGGGAGACAAGGAAUCGGGUAUAUCGGUUGAUCCUUACUCUCAGUCUCCAUCGAUGCGAUCCGUAGGGAGUAGUACUUCAAAUAAUGCUUCAGGUUUCAAAUCGUCAACUGUGCAACGGAGGAAUACAACCGCCCUUGUAGAGUCGAGCAGUGUUGCUGUAAAUCGCUUUUCAACUCAUCCUCCUUAUGCGAACGAUUCCAAAAUCAGUGUGGCUGUGGCUAGACCAGAGCAGAGCUCACCAAAAGGGUAA